GACGCCUGGGCGCGCCCUGCCCAGCCGGCGGCAGCGGCACCGCCUCUUUCCCCUGCGGCUGCACGGCUCGGGCUCGGGGCGAUGGGCUCCCGGGCGGAGGUGCUGCCGCCCGCGGACUGUGGCUGCGAGGGGGACCCCGGGGCGCAGGAGCAGGUCGGUGCCGCCCAAGCCCUGCGGGAGCAGCAGGUCCAGCAUGAACAAAGAAACCACACCACUGAACCAGUUGUAGAUGACUAUAAAAAAAUGGGGACUCUGUUUGGCGAACUAAACAAAAGCCUUAUCAGCAUAGGCUUCACAAGAAUGUAUUUUGGAGAGCGGAUUGUGGAACCUGUAAUAAUCAUAUUCUUCUGGAUUAUGCUCUGGUUCCUUGGUUUACAAGCUCUUGGACUCGUUGCUGUUCUGUGCCUUGUUAUUAUUUAUGUGCAACAAUAGUGUGGUAGAUGGCUUCUUAGAUGACCUGUUACUGCCGUGUCACAUUUUGAUGGAUUAUAUGUUGAAGCACAUAAGUGGCAUAUUAAAGGUUCAGUGUCCCAAAUCAUGUUUCACAUGUGUGCAAGGGGUUUUUUUGGGGGGUGAGGUUCAGAAUAACAUAGAAAGAAAGUUGGUUCUAGCACAUCUUCAAAGGAAAGGGGAAACAAUACGUUCUUAAUGGUACUAUCCAAAGUAACUUGUUACUUCCUGCAAUUUUGUGGGCUCAGUCCUAUUUAAUACAGCAUAAAAAUAGCCAAAUAAAAUUGGGCAACUACUUUUUCAUGGCAUGUCUGGCUGUUUUUAAUUGACAUUUCCUUUAUAGUGGCAAUUCCUCUCUUUCUAAUUUUAAGAAGUUGUUUGGAAUGAGAUUUCUUUUCUGUUCAGAAAGCCACGAAUCCAAAAUCCGGUCAACUACCUGAAUAACAAACCAGAGUGCAUGCAGACAUUUUAAUGUUGAAAGAGAACUAAGCUACAAAAGGUUUGCCAGAGCUUCCAGAGAGAAACAAAGCUAUACCAACAAAAACACCUUUAUAGUUGGUAUAAUUUCAACAACACUGGACUUCUGCUGAAUGUCGUGCAUGAAUUGCAACCCCAGCUGACAUUAAGGUACUGACAAAUGUUUCUAGUCAUAAUCUGGUCUGUUUGCCCACAGGUGUUUGGCUAAUCUUACAGUAGGUGGAAGCCUUGUUUUUUUACAGUAUCCUAGCAAGGUCUGGCCCUAGAAUAAGGUACGAGUGAUUUAUAUUAGUAGGACUCUAUAGCUACAUUCCAACUGCAUUCUUACUCAGAUCUGGUUUGAAAGUAACUGUCUACUGCAUCAGUAUCUAAGAAUAAAUAUCCAAGACCAAGAUGUAUAUUCUGUAGAAUUACUGAAAUUUGUAAAAUCCACUUUGGUUAUAUAGGUAGGGCCUGAUCUUGACCCAUACUAAGUUAAGUGAGUGCAGAGUGUUGGACAGUAUUAAGGAAAAAAAGAAGUGAGACAGAAUUCUUCACAAAAUGGGCUGCCAUUCUUUCAAAAAUAGUAUUUAGGAAGUAAUUGAAAUGCAGUUGGCGCUGCCCAAAGGUAGUAAUGAAAACAUGCAUAGACUGUGACAAAAUACAGUUUAAAGACCAUAAGAUUUUUACUUAUGCUUUUUUACAAAUAUUUUUGGAGUGACAGACCUCAACAAUGUAUAGUUUUACUUAAUUAGAAAUGAUGGGUCUAAUCUAAAAACCACUGAAGUCAACAGAACCAUUCCUUGUGGUCCCAGUCCCAAAGGUUUAGGGACCUUAAAGGCAGAUUCUCGUGUCCACAUGGAUCCCUGUGGAGUCUCUGGUUUGCAUGUGUGGAUUGCAUGGCAGAAUCAUUACUCAUAAACAUGUGCUGCCAUUAAGGUCAAUUAUUGGUCAUGCUGGUAGAUACACGGCCUGGUUCUCUAAAGGUAUUUCAUUUCUUAACUGCCAUCUACAAACAGGUGUCUCUUGGCUUUGUGAAAUCAAUGGGAGUUAGGUGUCUAAGUACAUUUAGAGCAUUUUGGUAAUGAUGCUGAUGAUAUGGAAAUACGCUACAGCAUAAAAUAUUCAUAGAUAUGUUUUUUGUCAACUGCUGCUGGAAGUUGAAAAGCUAAAUGCAAAUACAGUAUGAUCUUAAUGACAAGCUGUGGACUCACAAGUGCCUAAGGGUAAAUAUUUAAGUAUAUCCUUUUAGAAAAGUAAAAUAUACAUUGUACCUUUUGCAUAUUGAAUAUGUUUUUUGUGUGUGUCUGUAAAAGGGCUCUGUUCCAAAAAUCUCAUAAUUUUAUAAUUUCAGGCCAAAAAUUUCAUCAUUUACUAAUUUCAGGCCCCCCCCCACGGAAGUUGCCAGUUAGCGUUCAGCGCAUUUCACCGUUUUGUCUCAUCUGAUAAAAGUUGACAUCUUGCAGGAUAUCCUUAGUGCUGCGAUGGUGUCUAUACUAUAUUAGACCGUGUAUUGUGAUGCACAUUGUACUAGUUUUCUGAAAUAAAAGGAAACCUUCCCGUGGUUUGCUGUGUUAAGGGAAAGUGAAGCUAAUUGAUCACAGACAAAAUGAAGCAGGGACAACAAUAUAGAUCUCUUACUUUAUUAUAUGCAUGCUGUUUGUGAUUAUUACUUGUAUUAACAUUCAUCCCAGACAUUCUCCUGGCUUUUUUUUAAUGAGCUAUGGCAUGGGUGCCGCAAUUGGCAUGCUCAACCUCUGCAUGUGUUAGGUUGGACAGUGAACCAGCAGCACGAUGGCAGAUCAGGCAGGGAUCAGAAAACAAGCAUUAGAUCAGGCAGGGAGCCCAAAGCAGAGCAACAGAUAGGGAAAGGGAUCAGAAUGGCACUUGGGGAGGGUGCAGGUCUAAUUUGUGGCAUUCCCACUGAUUUAGACAUUCCUUUUUUUAUUUCCCCUUCAGUAAUUUCCCCUUCUUCUCUUCUUUAUAUGCUCCCACGUAUGAGGGUUCCAUACAAAGCACUCCGCUUUAAUCUCUGUAUGCUACAGCUAUAAUUUUAUUUCCCUUACUGUUUCUGGAGGGUAAGCCAAGGAGACAGCUCUGUUGUUUUGAAAAUGGGGUUGUGUGCGCAAAGAGACCUGAAACAAACAUGUACAUUAAAAAAUGAAUGUGAAUUAGUCAAAUGCCAUAAAGAAAUGGAUGAAGCCUACUCGCAUUGUUUUUUCCUCAGAACUGUAGGUUGAAGUUGGUGGGAUUGUUUGGUAUGCAAAGAAUGUAGAUUUAGUGCACAGACUAAAAAUAAAGGAUAAAUACAAUUGUAAUAUAUUGUUUGGAAAGAAGGAGUAUUUUCUCUUAGAAGCUGAGACCCUUAAGGUCUUCUCCGGUUCUAUGAAACUAUAAUGAUGAAUUUUCAUUGUUAAUGUUAAUACUCACAAUAUUUAUUAAUUCCAGUUCUAGCUAUGUACGUGCGUAUACAAUUGUAUGUAGACGUUACAUCCCUCAAAUAUUUAUUACAGAACAAAUUACAUAAUCCUUAUUGGUCAGAAAUUUUCCACGCAGCUCUCCUGUUUUUUAAAAAUAGACUUUUUAGUACAUGUAUCUGAGCCUUCCGAUUGUGUAAGUGCUUGAUUAUUGUGUACAGUUUGCAUUGGAAAAGGUGCCACAUUAAAACUGUUCAUAAGAGAGAAAUCUUGUUUCUAAAAAUAUUUGUGUGAAAUAUGAUUGAAAGCACUUUGUUAUUCUUUCUAAUAAAAAGUAUUCUGUCAUCACUCA
Gavialis gangeticus (Gharial) is the source of this 3675-nucleotide messenger RNA. It is a transcript of the gene FAM241A, whose product is annotated as chromosome unknown C4orf32 homolog. Bases 82 to 432 code for a protein of 116 amino acids. Gene Ontology annotation, cellular component: intracellular membrane-bounded organelle. Lineage: Eukaryota; Metazoa; Chordata; Crocodylia; Gavialidae. The transcript is spliced from 2 exons. The record is from RefSeq and is a predicted model, not a curated record.